Molecule: messenger RNA, 2397 nt
Organism: Daldinia decipiens
Lineage: Eukaryota; Fungi; Ascomycota; Sordariomycetes; Xylariales; Hypoxylaceae
Product: ABC1-domain-containing protein
Exons: 3
Coding region: 286-2073 (595 amino acids)
Biological process (GO): lipid homeostasis; mitochondrion organization
Cellular component (GO): mitochondrial inner membrane
Source: RefSeq, a predicted model, not a curated record
GGAUUGAAUGUCCGACGGAUGGAGCAAGAAAAAAAAAAGAUAGUGAAAUUUUAUUAGUCCGCUAUCCCAACAUACAUACACUACUAACCGACCUAACCUACUUAAUUGAAGGUUCAACAAUUCAUCGCGGGCGGUCAAGUUCUCCACCGAUUAAGACAUUGAGACAUCGAGACGAGAAGGACAACAUGUCCUCAUUAUCUUCUUAUUCAUAGUGUUAGUUUAUUAUUUUAUUUAUUUACCUUACGUAGUUAACACGCCCCUUCAAAUGACUAGAACCGCGCCAUCAUGAAAUGCCCCUCGAUCAAUUCGCUCGGCCGUCUUGCCAGCAACAGGCCAUGGACAUGUUCGAAUUGCCGCACCCAAUUCCUCGUAGCCCGUGUCAGAACAACACAACGAUCUAUUGCAAGACAAUAUACGACCAACUCUUCUGGGUACUCGAAGAAAACACAUAAGCAGCCCAAGACAAGAGUUACCGUGUUGACCGCUGCUACCACAGCCGCGGCUGGGGCAAGCGUCUUAGCAUUUACGGACGACAUUAAAGCUGGAUACGAUGCUACAGAACGUUCGGGAAGAGUUGCUGCAACGCUGGCAUUAUGCAUCAAUGAUUACCGAACUUCUUUAAACCAACGUGACCAAACAGAGGAUUCCGACGAAAAAGAUCAUAUACUAAGGGCAUGCCACAAGAGGUGUGCAGAGCGCACACUCAAAGUACUCGAAAAGAGUGGAGGAAUAUUCAUUAAAUUGGGACAGCACUUGAGUGCCAUGACUUAUCUACUUCCGCGCGAAUGGACCGAUACGUUUAUACCGCUACAAGACAAAUGUCCAGUAUCCUCGUUCCAAUCGAUCGAGGAAAUGUUCCGCGCCGAUACGGGUGAAGAGCUUAAAGACUAUUUCUCUGAAUUUUCGGAACAGCCAAUAGGGGCUGCCUCUCUUGCCCAGGUUCAUCUAGCGACGGUGAAAGAAAAUGGUCAAAAAGUUGCCGUAAAAGUCCAACAUCCAGGCUUGGCGCAAUGGGCACCUCUCGAUCUGGCCUUGACCAAGUUUACUUUCUCAACCUUGAAGAAGUGGUUCCCCGAGUACGAUUUGGAGUGGUUAGCUUCCGAGAUGGAAGUUUCUCUACCCCAGGAGCUUGACUUCCAGCUCGAGGCCGCGAACGCGAUUCGAACGCAAAAGUACUUUGCGCAACAUCCCGAACUACCACUCGUGAUUCCCGAUGUCCUUUGGGCCAAGAAGCGGAUCUUGGUUAUGGCGAACGAAUCGGGCCAUCGUCUUGACGACCUCGAAUACUUGGACUCGAAUCAUAUCGACCGCGACGAAGUCUCCGCCACGCUAGCCCACAUCUUCAACGAGAUGAUCUUCGGUAAGGGUGCGCCGCUACACUGCGACCCCCACGGUGGCAAUCUCGCUAUCCGGAAGGCGACCCCGAAGAGGCGAGGAGGUGCCAAUUUCGAAAUUAUUAUAUACGACCACGGCCUGUAUCGGGAUAUUCCCGAGAGCCUGCGGCGGUCUUAUGCCAAGAUGUGGCUAGCAGUCAUCGAUGGAAACAUGUCUGCCAUGAAGCGAUACGCACACGAGGUGGCCGGGAUCACGGAUGAGCAAUUCCCUCUGUUUGCCAGCGCUAUCACAGGCCGCGAUUAUACGGUGGUCAAGUCGUCUAUAUUAAAGUCGCGAUCCGACGAGGAGAAGAAGACGAUGGGUGACGCGCUGCAAGAAGGCCUACUAUCAGAUCUCGUGACUAUGCUCGGACAAGUGCCUCGGAUCAUUCUUCUCAUCCUAAAGACAAACGACCUAACGCGCAGCCUCGACGAAAACCUGCAUACCCGCCAGGGCCCGAUGCGGAGCUUUAUGAUCCUAGCGCGGUACUGCGCACGCACGGUGUUCCGCGAGCAGGUGGAGGAGAUCAGGGAGCAGCCCGGCACCCUGCUGUGGCCGGGCAAUGCGCUACGGUUCAUGGCCGCGUGGGUGGGGUACCUGCGCGUGGAGCUGAAGCUCGAGGUCUUCGAGCUGUGGCUCACGGUCAAGAGGAUCGUGGGCAUGAACACGGUUCACUACGGGAGCGCUGUAUCAUUAUAAAUAAUAUUCACCCCCUACUACAUCAUACAUAAUACCUGUAUUACGCGAACGGCAGCAGCAGCAUGUCUAGGUUAGGUACCUAGGUUAGGUACUCUACUUUAGAAGCGAGACUUUUUUUGUUUCCUCACGACGAGACGAGUCGCGGGUUGCGGGAUGGAUACCUCGAUAGAUCGAUAGAUAGACAUAGGGAGACGGAGACGGAGACGGAGAGAGGGAUGCAUGUGCAUUAGGCGGCGUCGAGGGGUAGGUGGACGAAUACGAUUUUAAUGAGAUGCAUGCGAGUAAUGUUAUAUAUAUAUAGAUAUAUAUAUAUGCUAUAAGACU